Alternaria incomplexa is the source of this 636-nucleotide messenger RNA. RefSeq lists its product as uncharacterized. The coding region runs from base 1 to 636 and encodes 211 amino acids. NCBI's taxonomy places the organism in Eukaryota, Fungi, Ascomycota, Dothideomycetes, Pleosporales, Pleosporaceae. The record is from RefSeq and is a predicted model, not a curated record. Gene Ontology annotation, molecular function: protein binding. The transcript has a single exon.
AUGUCAUUCGAAACCUACAUACAGCGCGCAGACAACUACAUCACCAAACAGAUCCACAAGUUCGAGCAACAGAGACGCGGAACCAGAUCGCCGCCGCGUGCAAAUGGAUAUCACCCAAUGCCGGUCCUCCACGGGCAACAGCAAGGCCGGCCGCAGUCUCAAGGUGGCUACCCCGGCAGCCCUGCUCCGCAAGGCGGUGCACCAUCAGUGCCACAGGGUUGGAUACAGGAGUACGACACAAGGAGCCAACGAUGGUACUACAUAGAGAAAGCUACGGGAAGAAGUCAAUGGGAACCACCGUCUUUCGCCCCGCCGCGCGCCGCUACGUUCCAGCCUGACGUUCGCAUGCCCAGUCCAUACGAGCGUUUCACCCGGGAAGACGAGCAAAGUCAGCGAUGGCGCGAGCGAUCCAUUUCCCAGCCACAACGGCCAGGGUCUGGUGUAAGUGGACAUGGGCAGUUCCUCGAUCCGAGACAGAACGAAGGAAGUGGAGGCGGCAGUACAAGCCCAGGUGGCAUGCAUAACCAGUUGCCACCAGGAUCACAUUACGAUAUGAAGACGGGGCAGGUGGUUAGUAGUAUGUUUCCGGAGGGUCAGACUCAUCAGAGCUGGCAACAGGAGAUACAGAGGAUAUGA